GAGGGACUGUGUUCUACAAGCCAGGCUUUAAUUCGCGAAAGCCCCAAUUUGAAGGAGUACGCAGAACACAGCUCAGAUGAUGGAACUAUUCCUGCUUGUGUGUUUGUAAGUAUGUUGUCAGUUCAGACUUCAUAUAGCUGUGUUCAACUCUGUCAUUCUAAUGACAAUAUCUAGUUACAGUGAGUUAUUUAGUGGAUUACUUAGCUAGGUAGCUAAUUCAUGUGUACUCCCAUUGCAGUCCCUCUUUGGAAAAAACCUGACAACCAUUUUGAAUGAGUAUGUUGCUGUCAAAGCUAAAGGUAAGUGUAACCUCUGACCUCAACCACUUUCAUUAAAUGAGUACAGGACUUUCACGUGUUUGUAUUGUAUUCUUGGUUGUCACACUUCCCUGCUAUUUCUGCUUAGAGACCAGUGAAGAGACUCAGAUACCCAUCAUGAUGACAUCAUUGUGGAAAAAGCUUGAUUUCACACUCAAUCAAAUAAAGUAAGGACCUAUUUUUACCUUUAAAAACGGCAAAGAAAAACUCACCAACAGAUUGCUGUGCACUUUCUGACAUCUUCAAUUCAACUUAUUUAUUUCCUUAGGUCUAUGCAGAACUCCCCAUCUGUUAGCCAGAAUCAAAGACGUAAGUGCUUUAUAUAAUAUUCUUACAAGUUAAAUGGUUAUGCUCUUAGUACUACUUCUGAACUUUGAUUUCAUUGCCUCUUUGUAAUGUUGUGUGGCUCAAGCAGUCAGUCAGAGCGCUGAACUCCAUGGCUGUAUGACAGGGGUCCCCAACUACAUUCAGCCAUGGGCCGAUUUUUCCUUGAGCGGGGGGCCGACCUGGAACAUAGUAAUAAAUAAUUCGGAGUGGUUGUGGUUCCAGAUUUUCUGGAAUCAGACUGGAGACAGAUUUCUGCGCAUGCAGGAUCCACUAGCCUACCUCCUUUCAGUUGCUGAUCAGUCACUUGUGAUGCUGCCACUUGUUCACAAAACAGCAGUCAAUAGCCAUUUAAUGUUCUUUUUUCAUGGUCAUUGCAAACAUUGGCUAAACAGGAGGCAGACAGCUGGCUGUAUGGCAGCAUAACUAUAAAGAUUACAUCACACAACACGCUAAUUGUUUUGUACACUGCAAAUUGGCCGCAAGAAUCCCAAACGGAGUAUUUGAGGAAAAACAGAAUAAUUUUAAAUCUUCAUUACAUUGGCAUACGAUCCAAUAUUCCUCCCUAUUUAUGCAUGGGAAUUCUAACUUCCUGGUGAUUUUACAAUCUUAUGUCCAAGCAAUUAUAUAUUUUUUGCUCAGAAUAACGUGGGGGGCCAAAUAAAUUCACCCACGGGCCGCCUAUUGGGGAACCCUGCUGUAUGACGUGAUUCAUAAACCUACAGUGAGGGAAAAAAGUAUUUGAUCCCCUGCUGAUUUUGUACGUUUGCCCACUGACAAAUACAUGAUCAGUCUAUAAUUUUAAUGGUAGGUUUAUUUGAACAGUGAGAGACAGAAUAACAAACACAAAAAUCCAGAAAACGCAUGUCAAAAUGUUAUAAAUUGAUUUGCAUUUUAAUGAGGGAAAUAAGUAUUUGACCCCUCUGCAAAACAUGACUUAGUACUUGGUGGCAAAACCCUUGUUGGCAAUCAGAGGUCAGACAUUUCUUGUAGUUGGCCACCAGGUUUGCACACAUCUCAGGAGGGAUUUUGUCCCACUCCUCUUUGCAGAUCUUCUCCAUGUCAUUAAGGUUUCGAGGCUGACGUUUGGCAACUGGAACCUUCAGCUCCCUCCACAGAUUUUCUAUGGGAUUAAGGUCUGGAGACUGGCUAGGCCACUCCAGGACCUUAAUGUGCUGCUUCUUGAGCCACUCCUUUGUUGCCUUGGCCGUGUGAUUUGGGUCAUUGUCAUGCUGGAAUACCCAUCCACGACCCAUUUUCAAUGCCCUGGCUGAGGGAAGGAGGUUCUCACCCAAGAUUUGACGGUACAUGGCCCCGUCCAUCGUCCCUUUGAUGCAGUGAAGUUGUCCUGUCACCUUAGCAGAAAAACACCUCCAAAGCAUAAUGUUUCCACCUCCAUGUUUGACGGUGGGGAUGGUGUUCUUGGGGUCAUAGGCAGCAUUCCUCCUCCUCCAAACACGGCGAGUUGAGUUGAUGCCAAAGACCUCGAUUUUGGUCUCAUCUGACCACAACACUUUCACCCAGUUCUCCUCUGAAUCCUUCAGAUGUUCAUUGGCAAACUUCAGACGGGCCUGUAUAUGUGCUUUCUUGAGCAGGGGGACCUUGCGGGCGCUGCAGGAUUUCAGUCCUUCACGGCGUAGUGUGUUACCAAUUGUUUUGUUGGUGACUAUGGUCCCAGCUGCCUUGAGAUCAUUGACAAGAUCCUCCCGUGUAGUUCUGGGCUGAUUCCUCACCGUUCUCAUGAUCAUUGCAACUCCACGAGGUGAGAUCUUGCAUAGAGCCCCAGGCCGAGGGAGAUUGACAGUUCUUUUGCGUUUCUUCCAUUUGCGAAUAAUCGCACCAACUGUUGUCACCUUCUCACCAAGCCUUUUGGCGAUGGUCUUGUAGCCCAUUCCAGCCUUGUGUAGGUCUACAAUCUUUUCCCUGACAUCCUUGGAGAGCUCUUUGGUCUUGGCCAUGGUGGAGAGUUUGGAAUCUGAUUGAUUGAUUGCUUCUGUGGACAGGUGUCUUUUAUACAGGUAACAAGCUGAGAUUAGGAGCACUCCCUUUAAGAGUGUGCUCCUAAUCUCAGCUCGUUACCUGUAUAAAAGACACCUGGGAGACAGAAAUCUUUCUGAUUGAGAGGGGGUCAAAUACUUAUUUCCCUCAUUAAAAUGCAAAUUAAUUUAUAACAUUUUUGACAUGCGUUUUUCUGGAUUUUUUUGUUGUUAUUCUGUCUCUCACUAUUCAAAUAAAUCUACCAUUAAAAUUAUAGACUGAUCAUUUCUUUUGUCAGUGGGCAAACGUCCAAAAUCAACAGGGGAUCAAAUACUUUUUUCCCUCACUGUAUUUCCUCUGCAGUCCGCACACGUAAUGGGAUCGUGAAUAUGAGGGGGCGACAGAGAGCCUUGUCAUCAACGCAGUCCCCCAGCUCUGGGUUUCUGUCAUCGUCAGCCCCUCCGUCGGCCCAGGGCAUUGCCAGCCCCCUCGACACCCCUCAGAGCAUCCUGGGACACUCCACCCCAGUCUGCUACAGCUCCCAGCAGACCAGACCCUCCCCCAUCUGCAGCACACAGCCCCAGAUCCAAGAUGGAGGACGUCUGCUCGUCAAUGUGAACCGUAAGUAAACACAAAUGCAUCCAUGAGCAGCAGUGUACUGGGGAAGGUUGUUACAGUAGGUGUAUGGUGUAUGUAUAUCACAUCUCAUUUUAACUGUCAAUUGCUGUAAUAAUUAUUAUGGACAUUAAUACCAAUUUAUAGGAAAGGUUGUCAAUAAAGCUUAAUUGAAUAAUCAACACUUGUUUUUUUAUUACAGGAGAGUCACCUUUGCAAAUAAUGGUUCCAGACAACCGGUUAACUCCAGGACCAUUAUCCCCAGGGCGUCGGAAAUGGUAAGAUAGUCAUUGUCAUCCAUUUGUUUACUCCUUUGUAAGUUGUUCUUACCCGUGUGUUGAUUGUAGGGAUGUAACGAUUCAACUAUACGCAUAGAUCCCCUACUAAAAUGUUUAAAGAUACAAGUGCAUCGGUCCGCGGACCCCAAACUGAUCCAAAUGUAGCAUGCAUCGGUCAGAAAAUCGAUUAAAAGUUUACGAAUUGGCGGUUCACAAUUUUUUUGUUGUUGCUCAUAUUACAUUCUUUCUACCUUCCGGAAAUACCUCACAUCUUUGGUGACAACUGAUGCGUCCUCUCCUUGUAGAUCAAUGACUGUCAACACAGUUACAGUGCCUUCAGAAAGUAAUCAUACCCCUUGACUUAUUCCACCUUUUGUUGUUACAGCCUGAAUUAAAAAAUAGUUUUUUGUCUCACCCAUGUACACACAGUGCCCCAUAAUGACAAAGUGAAAACAUGUUUUUAAGAAUGUUUGCACAUUUACUGAAAAUGGAAUACAGAAAUAGCUAAUUUACAAUGGAAUACAGAAAUAGCUAAUUUACAUACAGUGGGGAGAACAAGUAUUUGAUACACUGCCGAUUUUGCAGGUUUUCCUACUUACAAAGCAUGUAGAGGUCUGUAAUUUUUAUCAUAGGUACACUUAAACUGUGAGAGACGGAAUCUAAAACAAAAAUCCAGAAAAUCACAUUGUGUGAUUUUUAAGUAAUUUAUUUGCAUUUUAUUGCAUGACAUAAGUAUUUGAUACAUCAGAAAAGCAGAACUUAAUAUUUAGUACAGAAACCUUUGUUUGCAAUUACAGAGAUCAUACGUUUCCUGUAGGUCUUGACCAGGUUUACACACACUGCAGCAGGGAUUUUGGGCCACUCCUCCAUACAGACCUCCAGAUCCUUCAGGUUUCGGGGCUGUCGCUGGACAAUACGGACUUUCAGCUCCCUCCAAAGAUUUUCUAUUGGGUUAAGGUCUGGAGACUGGCUAGGCCACUCCAGGACCUUGAGAUGCUACUUACGGAGCCACUCCUUAGUUGCCCUGGCUGAGUGUUUCGGGUCGUUGUCAUGCUGGAAGACCCAGCCACGACCCAUCUUCAAUGCUCUUACUGAGGGAAGGAGGUUGUUGGCCAAGAUCUCAUGAUACAUGGCCCCAUCCAUCCUCCCCUCAAUACGGUGCAUUCAUCCUGUCCCCUUUGCAGAAAAGCAUCCCCAAAGAAUGAUGUUUCCACCUCCAUGCUUCACAGUUGGGAUGGUGUUCUUGGGGUUGUACUCAUCCUUCUUCUUCCUCCAAACACGGCGAGUGGAGUUUAGACCAAAAAGCUAUAUUUUUGUCUCAUCAGACCACAUGACCUUCUCCCAUUCCUCCUCUGGAUCCUCCAGAUGGUCAUUGGCAAACUUCAGACGGGCCUGGACAUGCGCUGGCUUGAGCAGGGGGACCUUGCGUGCGCUGCAGGAUUUUAAUCCAUGACGGCGUAGUGUGUUACUAAUGGUUUUCUUUGAGACUGUGGUCCCAGCUCUCUUCAGGUCAUUGACCAGGUCCUGCCGUGUAGUUCUGGGCUGAUCCCUCACCUUCCUCAUGAUCAUUGAUGCCCCACGAGGUGAGAUCUUGCAUGGAGCCCCAGACCGAGGGUGAUUGACCGUCAUCUUGAACUUCUUCCAUUUUCUAAUAAUUGCGGCAACAGUUGUUGCCUUCUCACCAAGCUGCUUGCCUAUUGUCCUGUAGCCCAUCCCAGCCUUGUGCAGGUCUACAAUUUUAUCCCUGAUGUCCUUACACAGCUCUCUGGUCUUGGCCAUUGUGGAGAGGUUGGACUCUGUUUGAUUGAGUGUGUGGACAGGUGUCUUUUAUACAGGUAACGAGUUCAAACAGGUGCAGUUAAUACAGGUAAUGAGUGGAGAACAGGAGGGCUUCUUAAAUAAAUACUAACAGGUCUGUGAGAGCCGGAAUUCUUACUGGUUGGUAGGUGAUCAAAUACUUAUGUCAUGCAAUAAAAUACAAUUUAAUUACUUAAAAAUCAUACAAUGUGAUUUUCUGGAUUUUUGUUUUAGAUUCUGUCUCUCACAGUUGAAGUGUACCUAUGAUAAAAAUUACAGACCUCUACAUGCUUUGUAAGUAGGAAAACCUGCAAAAUCGGCAGUGUAUCAAAUACUUGUUCUCCCCACUGUAAGUAUUCACACCCCUGAGUCAAUAUUUUGUAGAAGCACCUUUGGCGGGGAUUACUGCUUUGAGUCGUCUUGGGUAGGUCUGUAUCAGCUUUGCACGUCUGGAUUUGUGUAUUUUCUCCCAUGCUUCCUUGCAGAUUUUCUCAUGCUCUGUUAAGUUAGAUGGGGAGCGGCGGUGAACAGCAAUCUUCAAGUCUUUCCACAGGUUUUCAAUGGGAUUGAAGCCUGGGCUUUGGCUGGGCGACUCAAGGGCUUUCGCGUUCUUGAUCUGAAGCCAUUCCAGCGUUGCAUUGGCUGUAUGCUUGGGGUCAUUGUCCUGUUGGAACGUAAAUCUUCGCCCCCAGUCUGAGGUCGUUUGCACUCUGAAACAGGUUCUCAUUAAGGAUUUGCUUGUAUUUGGCUCACUUCAUUGUUCCCUCUAUCCUUACCAAUCUCAGAGACCCUGCCGCUGAAAAGCAUCCCCAUAGCAUGAUGCUGCCACCACCAUGCUUCACGGUAGGGAUGGUGUUAGACGGGUGAUGAGCUGUGCCUGUUUUUUUUCCAGACGUGGCGCUUUGCAUUUAGGUCAAAGAGAUCCAUUUUUGUCUCAUCGGACCACACAAUCUUUUGCCUUAUGCUCUGAGUCUUUCAUGUGCCUUUUUCUCAGGAGUGACUUCCGCCUGGCCACUCUCCCAUAAAGCCCAGAUUGGUGAAGUGCUGUAGAGACUGUUUCUUCUUCUGGCAGGUUUUCCCAUCUCAGGCAAGGAACUCUGUAGUUCUGUCAGGAGUCAUUGGUCGGACAGAACUACCCAGACUCUAGGCUCUGGGCCAUAUUUUUUCAAUUUCCCAAUGAUGGAGACCACUGUGCUCUUAAACUUUCAACACUCCAGAAAUUGUUUUAUACCCUUCCCCAGAUACAUUUGCCUAAUCACAAUUCUAUCUCUCUGAGAGCUAUGAACAGUUCCUUGGACUUCAUGGUAUAGUUUCUGCUCUGACAUGGACUGUCAACUGUGGGACCUUUAUAUAGACAGGUGCUUCUUUCUAAAUCAUGUCCAAACAAUUGAAUUUUCCACAAGUGGACUUCAAUCAAGUUGUAGUGACAGCUCAAGGAUGAUCAAACAAAAUUGGAAGCACCUGAGCUCAAUUAGGAGUGUCCUAGCAAAGGGAUGUGAAUACUUAUGUAAAUUAGAUGAUUCUGUAUUUCAUUUUCAAUAAAUUAGCAAACAUUUCUAAAAACAUGUUUUCACUUUGUCAUUAUGCACUAUUGUGUGUAGAUGACUGAGAGAAAUUGCUUUAAUACAUUUUGAAUUCAGGCUGUAACACAACAAAAUGUGGAUUAAGUCAAGGGGUAUAAAAACUUUCUGAAGGCACUGUAACUGUGUUGACAGUCAUUGAUCCACAAGUCAUUUUGAAUGCCAAACAACCCUAGGCAAUAUCAAUAGCCUAGUCAAACUGCGCACUGUGCCCAGCUUCGCGCGCUGACCAACGGGAGGUACAUCAUUUACACACCGAAGUCAGCUCAGAGAGGCCCAGCUCAUGAGCUCCAUCAGAAGCAGAAUGUGAAUGUGUUUGAGUGAAUGUAUUUAUGCAAGAAAUGUUAGUGUAUCGAACAGAAUCGCAUCGAUUCGUUCUCUAAUCAAACCGAAUCGCACCGACUAGUAUUGUUCCUGUAAUGUUUUGAAGCCCAUUUAUCUAGAUGCGUAUCAAAUCGUCUUGAAAGGGAAAGAUGCACAUCCCUGGUAGAUUGAGUUAUGACAAAAUAGUAAUCUUCCCAGUGACUCCCCCAGGAGGAGAGGUGGGGGCUCCAGUGGAUCCGGUGGGACUGGAAGAGCCAACAUGGCAGCCAGUAGCCUGACAGCAGAGCCCCAGAGUGAAGAGGCAGUCACAGAGAAUUUCCCUGUGAGUACAAAACAAAGUUAAUACUCUGUAUUAAAAAGAUGUUGCAUUUGAAAAAACUACUAACCCCUGUUGACUGAUAUGAAUUUAUCAUUUAAUUGUUUGUAUCUUUGCAGCAAAUGGUGAUACAAAAUGCAAGAGAGAGGAUUCUAAAUGACAAGUCCUUACAAGAGAAGCUUGCUGAAAACAUAAACAAAAUCCUAGCAAGGUAAUAAUAAAAGUACAUCUUCUUUUGUAACAUUUUAACAGUACUGACUUCAUUACUUAUUACAUUUGGCUGUUGAGUAGAUAUUUCUUACCUAUGCAUGUUUCUUUCUCUCUACUUGUAGUGAUGGCAGUCCCCAGGCUUUAAAGGCAUCAUGCAGCACCAUGGAGCCUGACCAGUCCAUAGAUGAAAUUCUGGGCCUGCAGGUAAUGUCAUGUUCUGACAGACUUGCUAUACUUGCUAAUUUCUCCACUUGAAUUCAGGGAACAUUGUCAGUCUUUAGUACAUAGUGUGGAUAUGUGCUUUCUCCUGACAUUUUACUCUGUGCAGGGGGAGAUCCAUAUGUCUAAUGAUGUUAUACAAGACAUAUUGGAGCAAACCGAGUCCGACCCAGCCUUCCAGGCUCUCUUUGACCUCUUUGAUUACGGUAAACAUGAUGAUUUAAUCUAGAUCAUGUGCAGGAUUUUGUUGCUCCUGACAAUGCAUGAAGUAGGCUUGGUGAUUAAUGUUUGACUAAGAUUAUAUAAAAUCACAUUCUUACACUAAAUCUCUUGAUUCUUUGCAUUAAGGCAAAAGCAAAACCAGUGAGGAUACUGAACAAGGAGCUGGGAACGUGAGCAAUACCACCACAGAGAAUGGUGAGACUGAGACUAGGUGUAUUGAUGGCUCUCCUGAGACUGGAGACUCAGGUAUGGACAAAGUCCUCAUGACCUGUUGGAAUUAUAUACUAAACAAUGUUGAUGCUUCAUCAGAAAUCUCUUUCUGACAAUGGGAUUUCUCUUUCAUUUCUCAGGCACUGGGCCUGAAGAUUCGACACGAGGACAAGAAACAACAACUAGAGCGACAAAGUCCAGUCAAGAGCCCAAGAGUAACAAAACAAGGAAAUCUGCACCUCCUGUUUCAAGCACUUCAAAUGCAAGUCCUGGAGUCAGUACCAGAGGGUCGAGAAGGGGAGUUAGCUCAACAACUCCUGGACCCAGUACCAGAGGGUCGAGAAAGGGAGCUAGCUCAACAACUCCUGGACCCAGUACCAGAGGGUCGAGAAAGGGGAGCUAGCUCAACUCGACCGUCAGCAUGUAUCGAUAAACUUACCGGCGCUGCUUCUUCUGCCGCCAAGGACUCUGAUAGGAUUGACUCCGGCUCCAUAUUUGAUCAGGAUAGAUCAGGCGUGGAUAUAGAUGAACCUCUGAAUACUCUUCCCCUUGACAGUAUAGCUCCCCCAGAUGUCUUUGAGCUGGUCAGACAGGAGAGUGGAACAAAUCAUCCGGCGUCAGCAUGCAACGCAGGUUCAUCUGAAACCAGUACGGUCACUGCUGUGAAAAACAUAUUGGGCAAUGAGAACACCGUGGGGGCUGAUGAUGGACAAGUGAUGGAUAACCAAGCUUCACUUCUUAACUCUUCACCUGCCCUGUCCAAUUCCAUGCCAGUGCUGGAUCAGUCAAACAAGGCUCCCAUACAGGCCUCUAACCUGCCUCAUAGGAAUAUGACCCCUCCCAGCACUGUAGGAAUUUCACAACCUCUACCACAGACCAUACCCUCUAUGGCUGUCCCAUCAACAGUUACAACAACAACCACUCCUGCUGCCCCAACCUUCAUCCCAAACCCCAACCCUACAGGCAAGGAAGUUGACCCCAGUAAGAUUGUAGCCCUGAAGAUCAUCAUCAGCGAUGAGCAGGAGGAGCCCUCCUGUGACUCAGCCCUGAACCAGGCUGUGUCCAGCAUCACUGGGGACAGGAUCCCCACAAUCUUCCUCUCCUCCCCUACCAAGUCACCUGCUAAGGCCCCGGCUCUCAGUGGCGCCCCCAUGGCUCAGGAGGAGACGGUGCAGGCGGUGACCAGCUUACAGAGGACAGAAGUCCUCCAACCAGCAGAGACCAAUCCUCUUAGUGGGAAAGCAGGGGAGGUGGCAGCAUUGGCAGGGACAUCAUCAGCGUUUACACAGCCAGGCUACUACUUUCAGCUGCCCUUUGAUUCAGCCACAUCCACCAACAGCUAUAUCUUAGUGACAGAUACAACAGCCACAGACCACCAGUCCAACAAGGUGAUGUUACCCAGUGGCGCCCCACAGGUACAGACUGUACCCCCCACCACAUAUGCUCUGGCCACUCCACCCUGCUAUUCCCCUGGUAAGACAGCGUUUAAAUACUUAAAGAUGCACUAUGCAAAUAUCGCACACAUUUCAGUUUGUGACAAAAUAAGCAAGUAUAGUGUAGAGAAUCAUUGUACCAUCUAAACCACUGUGAAAUAUAUUUUCCAUAACCAAAAAUAUUGUAUUUUCAGCUGUUUGAAGCUUGUGUACAAAACCCAAAAUAAAAGACGCAAAAACGAAACUUAAGCUCGGGAAGCAUAGAAAUAGUGCACAAUAGAACAGAUCUACCGCUUCUUAGACUUGCUUUCAAUCAAUUGAUAACAAACGUUUCUGUGUGAAUUUGGUCGGGUCGCUCAGAAAGUUACAUAUUGCAGCUAUAAUAUUUUGUUCUUGAAUCAUAAAGCUAUAGGUCAUUUCCAUGUAAAAGGACCAAUGAGUACCAACAGAUGAAGUUCAUAGGAGCAUGUCAAAUGAAAGCUGAGUCUAUUAUUCAUUUUAUUAAGACAUACAUUUUCUGACCAUUUUCCAUCCUAUAAAUUUGGAAUAACAAAGGCUUUGAUUUCUGGUCAAACAGAUGGAAAAGAAGUCUUAGAAAACAUCUACCAGUAUAAGUCUUGAAAUAUAUCAAAACACAAUAAUGUUAAAGAAAUUUCAUUUGUAUGUCGUUUUGGAGAAAUUGUUCUGCUUUCUGUAAAUUUUAGAAACAUUGCCUUGUGGCUUGAAAUUCCGUUACCGAAAACCCACAUCUUUAAGAUAUUUUCUCAUUUCUCUCCCUCAUGAGGAGGGAGGAUAAUGGAAGUUCACAGAAGUGACAAGUAAAGGUAGACCUAUCAAUUAGUUAUAGUGCUUAUACUGGUAUCAAUUUUCUUUAUUAAGUGAUUAAAACUCGACUUUCUGAAAAAUCGGUAAUGGAAUUUCUGCUAUUGAAUUGGCUACAAUGGGAAAUCAAAGUAGCACAGUUUGGUUCACAAGUUUGAACAGCACAGUACAGUAGAGAAAGUAGAGUAUAGUUCAGUGCUAUACAGUAGAGUUCAGUACAGUACACAGUAUAGCACACGAGUUGAGUAAAAUGUACUGUACUGAACUCUACUGUUCUGUGCUGUACUCUACUGACCUCUACUGUGCUGUACUUUGAUGUCCAAAUGUGUGAAACAUUGACGUCUAUUAUUGGUUCAGAUUUGGACCGGACCAACCAAAUGUGGUCUUGUUUGGGGGCAGAGCUCAUUAAAAUAAUAGCCAGUGUGUAGAAUACCCAAAUAUGCAAAGGAGGAUAUGGCAUUACACCUUUGUGUACCUAUUUAGGAUCAUCACCAUGAAGGGAAUGAUAUUCAUAAUUAUGUACAGAUCAGGGAUCCAUGAUGAAAUUCCAUUACCACAAUUCCAUUACCGGGUGUAAAACUGUAGUUCAAUAACCAAAAUAUCUAUUUUUUCAAAGUCAAUGUGCCAUUACAUAGCUGACAUCAUUCUUUCUGCAGAUAUCGUUGAAUCUUAAUUCAGAGCAUAUAUUUACGUUUUUGGAAAACGUGGACACAUAAAAAAAAACGUUGGGAGAUUUUGCUGAAAUUCUGUUACCAAACUUUGCAUCUGCACAGUUCUUCCAGUAAAUGUUAUAAUUUUUUUAUUCUGUGUAAAUUGUUAAAAGUAGUCCUUGUGCAUAAAGUUGUAUGGUUUGUUAAAUUUUGAAAUCAAUAGUUUUUGUUUGGCAUACAUUCUUAAGUGAAAAAUCUCUAAUCUUAACGCAACUGCCUUUACCGUGGAAUUACCCAAUAGUCAUCACUCACUUAAUUUGCCAUGCUGUUUUUCUGGCAGGUAAAUGUCUAACCAGUUAUAUCUUUCCAGGAUCUAGACUCAUCAUUUCUUCACCAGUUCAGCCCAUGCUGCAAAGCAUGGUGGUUCCUGUGUCUGUUGUUGGGCAGAACAAUGCAGGACAGUUCUCAAUAGUUCCAAAUCAGGUAAGCAUUCCUUUUAUUGUAGUUUUUUUCUCUUCUGUUUUACAUAUUUGCAUUUAAUCCCUUUUCUUGAACUGAUAGGCUACCUUAGCUACAGUAACAUGUACAUCUAGUGAUUAUUUGUUUGUUUCAGUUGAUAGCCAUGCCUAGCCCUGCUUCAGCAAAGCAGCCAGCAGCAGUGAAAACCAAGCCUAAACUGGUACACAAGGACACCUCAGUCUCAGGUAAGGAUUAGUGUUCAGUUCUCCAUAAUGUCAUUGUCUGUUUACUGUUAUCCUGUUAUUUUGUUCAGAAAUGUUGCUUGCAUGUGCAUUUCAGGAAAAACGGGAGCUUCUGGAUCGAAUAUGGUUACAAAGCAGGUCCAGGGGCAAUCCUCUGAAAGCACUGGGCAGCAGAGGGUAGCAGUUAGCUCGAGCCCCAGCCAUAGGAGGAUGCUUUGCUUUGAUGGGUCUGCUGGUAAAACUUCCACUCAGACCAGAACAACUGCCGCCUCCUCCAAAGCUCCAGCAACAGCUACUCCUGUAUCACCUUCUGUCCAACAGGUGGAGAAAGAGAUACCUAAAUCGGCCUUUGCUAUCUUGGGGAGCAGCAGGCCGAAAAGGAGAAUAGAGACUGUAAGAUGCACGGACAACACUCAAACAUCAUGGACCGGAACAGAGACCGAGAAAUCCUCCACUGUCCAAAAGCAGAAAGAAGCUGCGAAAAAGACCCCAUCAAAGAGGGACGCAGAACAAAAUGCUAGAGGUCAAAAUGCAAGUACCAGUAGAUUCCAGAGUGCUGGUAGCAGUCAGACUGAUGCCUCACAGUCAGAGUCCAGGAAGAUAUCUCAAUCAGCAGACAAGGACGAUGGUGGAACAGAACCUAAGGAUGCCCAGAGCUCCAUGUCUUCUUCCUCUGAUCACAGACUGAGAUCAGGGAGCAGGAAAGAGAAGGAGGACACAAGUAGACAAGAGCCUACUGAGAAAUCUCCUGCCAAGGAAUGGGAGGGACGGACCGAGAAAAUAUCUUCUCAGGACCCCCCUCAUGUCACUGCCAAUAAGGAGAAUGAGCUGGAGGGUGGCAGGCUAGAGCAGCAGCCCAUACCAGCACCAAAAGAGUUCAGCCCGGCCCCAGUGGGCUCACAAACCCCUGUCCCCCAGGCUAGCUCCAGCAAAACCCCCUCCAAGACCAGCCCACUGACCAAGCAGGCUGCCGAAAUGCUCCACGACAUCCAGGGUCUAAACCCUCCCUGCACCCCUCCUAAGAGGCCAGGCAUGGGCUGUCCGGAGCUGCCUCUUCCUCGGACCCCUGGCCGUCUCCAGGAGUCUCUAGACUGCCCCAGGACCCCUGCACGCCAGAGGCUGGGCAGAGACGGAGAGGGCACCCCCAGGCACCUGGUCCCUCCCGCCACCCCGGACCUUCCCUCCUGCAGCCCAGCCAGCGAGGCAGGGAGUGAAAACAGCAUCAACAUGGCGGCCCACACACUGAUGAUCCUAUCCCGAGCCGCCAUCGCCAGGACGGGCACCCCACUGAAAGACAGCCUGCGCCAGGAGGGGGCUGGAACAGUGACCCCUGUAGCCACCAAGAGCAAGAAGCGCAAGCAGCCCGAGCCCCUGGCUAGCCCGCCAGCAAAGAAAGAUCUCUCAGGUUCAUCUUGCAGUAAGAAGAAAGCAAAGGUGCGCAAAACAUACAGAAUUUUCUAUUCAAGCUGUGUAUCGUAAUCUCUCCUGAGGUUCAUAAUUGAAUGUGAUCGAAUCAACCCAAUCAUAGAUAUUUGACAUAAUGUCCUGCAUUAAAUGUGAACUCAGUUUUCUUUUUGCUUGUGUUUGUUACCCCUCAGAAACAGCAGAAACUAAUGGAUUCCUUCCCUGAUGACUUGGAUGUGGAUAAGUUCCUAUCUUCACUGCAUUAUGAUGAGUGAUGGGUUGAGUUAUAGCAGUUGGACAGUGAGAUGGGAAUCUCCCAAACACUACCUACCUGCCCUCCAGCAAGAGAACAAGCCAUCAUUUAGUGUCACAGUGCCUAUGGUUAACCCAUCAUGCCUUUUAGGAGUUAGGCACCUGUGGUCUAUUGGAGCAUGUCCUCAGAUCUUAUUUUGUCUUUGUAUGGUCUAUGCUUGUAGGGCUUGUCCUACACCCUUGUACUUAACAACUAAUUAUACAUGUGAUGUAUGUACUGUAUAGAAAUUAUUGCAGAAAUGCUAGAUAGAGAGCACUUUGGUUCCAUGCAAUGACUAAUGUUAAGAAUGGUUUCCCAAUCUUGUUGUAUUUAUAAUUUCAAGAAUACAACCCUUUCCUUGGUCAAUGUUUGACUGUGUCUAAACUUUAAAUGAUCCACUUACACACUAUAGCUGCAUUUAGACAGGCAGCCCAAUUCUGAUCUUUAUUUCACUAAUUGGUCUUUUGACC
Molecule: messenger RNA, 14161 nt
Organism: Coregonus sp. 'balchen'
Lineage: Eukaryota; Metazoa; Chordata; Actinopteri; Salmoniformes; Salmonidae
Source: the annotation of a GenBank genome assembly